CGCUCUGACGUCACAGCUGUGUCUCACAUUCUUAGUCAGAGUACUUAGCGAGUGAGGAGGAGAGAGUGGAAUUGCAUUUUCGGAUAUUUUCAUUUUGGAGUUAAUAACUAUGGGAGACGAACAGCCGGAAACCUUCAUGGUGCGUCUGCAAAGGCCAGACUCGGGCCUGUCAUGGGGAUUUCGGUUACAGGGUGGCGUGGACUUCAACACGCCACUCUCUGUUCAAGUGGUUCAACCCAAGAGUGUGGCGGACAGAUGUGGUUUACGAGCUGGAGAUGGAAUCAUCACCAUCAACAAGACCAACACAGACGGACUGACGCACGAACAGGCAAAGAUGGAGAUCAUCCGCUCAUGCAAUGAUAUAGACAUGGUGGUCAUGAGGGGCGCUGUACAGAUCUGGCGCCCAAAGGUGACACCAAUGUCUGAUCUCAUGCCAACCGAGAAGCCCCAGCCCAUACAGACAGCCACAGGGGACCAGCUGUACACUGUCCAGAAAACCUCCCUCGCCAGGGACCAAGUAGAUGAGUCAUCCAAUAUUGGAAGCUCAUACAACCGGUCAGCAAAACCAUUCGGGGGUGCCCGGUUACAGAUGCAGCCCCAGCAACCACCCCAGCCACAGUAUGGCAGUGCACAGCCUGACUAUGGGCAGCAAUAUCAGCAGCAGGCCCCAGAAUCACCAAAGCGGGCUGUGCCCAAUGUAGUACAUGCUCAGUUUAAUUCUCCCAUUGGCUUGUAUUCAGCAAGUAACAUUGCCAAAACAUACUCUUCACAGACAUCUGCCAUUCAGCAGGAAAUUGAAAACCUUGAUGUGAAUGAUGCCCCUCUCGGCACUAAGAUGACAGGAACCUACCAACGUCUCGACUCAAACCCCAAUCAGUCAUUUGGAACACAAUAUGGCUCCCCAAGUUCAGGUGAACAGGCAUCAGAGUCACCCACAGGCUUGCCUGACAGCCCAUCUGAAUCCACUGAACGCUUGUCUGGUCAAGAGAAUGGAGUGAAUAGUGACGAGCAUGAAAAUUCUCAAACUAACACAACAAUUAAUAACAGUGGUCCCUCUGGUUUCCGGUCUGUGACGGCUCCCACAGCAAUGUCAAACCCUGCCCCACCUCCCAAGCAGGAGAACAUGCACUGUACUGGCUGCACAAACCUCGUCACGGGUGUAUUUGUGCGAAUCAAGGGAAUGCCAUAUCACGAGAAAUGCUUCAAAUGUGUCAGAUGCGGGGUCUUUUUGAAACAGAAAGGUUAUUUCAUGAUUGAGGGUCAACUUUACUGCGAGAUUCAUGCGAGGCAGACAGCACAGUCUCCAGGGGAGAACAUGAAAUAUGCAGGAGCUGUUUAUAGAUAAAUGAUCAAAUGAUGACUAAAAUAUAUGAAUUCAGAUCCAGAUGAGUGAAGUAGUUUCCAUAGUAACCAGUGUGUACCUGAUGACCCCAACAAUUCAUUGUGUGUUCAAUAUUUAAGAAAAAAAAUUAAUAAUAUGUAUACUUCAUUUUUUUGAAUGUAAUACAUUUCAUAAACUUAUCCAAUCCCAUUAUGAGUUCGUAUAUGUAUUGUAAAAGGGUACUUUUUAAAAGAAUUAUAUUAAAUUGUGAAUUAUGAGAAUGAAUACUAAUGUUCUUAUUGGUCAUUAUUUCAACAUUACAGAAUAUGAUAGUAACUCUAGUCAAAAAUACAGGUAUUCUGAACACAGUUUUGUUCAAUCAUAGUUCAUACUUGUGAAUUUAAUUGUAAUUCUGAAUCAACAGCCAUUUUCACAACACAGAUAACACACAUUUUAUUCCAAAGCAUGUUAUUAGUGAAACCUAUUUAGUUCUGGGGUGAUAUAUAUGUUGCACAAGGUGUUAAGAGUGAAUGUUUAUGAUAUUAUUUUUUGAACUGAUCCAUGUCCACACAUUUUGAUGAGCACAAACAUUUGGCCAUCCUCACUCUGCAUAUUGUUAAGUGCAGUAGUCUUUUAUAGAGCAUAUUCUUGUAGCCACCACAAUUAACCAAAAAAGUUAAUACAUUAAUUGAAAAAAAAAAAGGUUCAAUUACGAAACUGCGUUGAAUAUGGCAGGAUGAUAAAGGAUAGAGAUAUUUAGUAUGAAUUUACAUGUAUAUUGUUAAGUGCCAAUUUAUUGUUAAUGUUUGUGAUUUGUAUAUGUUUGUAUACUGGUGCUAUGUCAUUAUAUGAAUGGUUUGUUGAUAUUUAAAUUAUUUUGUAAUAUGUACAGGUUUUAUGAUGUUACAGUGAUAUUUUACGAUUGUCCCUCCCCACUGCUCCCCACCCCUCUUGCGCCAGCUAUUAAUGCCAUUAUUUUCUCUCUGAACAAACUGUUAUUAUUGGAAAAUAAACCUGACCAACUGACAAUCAAACUUUUAGCAAGUAUUUAAAAUACAAUGCAAGCUUUUCAAAGUUUUGUUCAUGUUGGCCUUUACACAACUAUAAAAAGAUAAAAAAAUAAUAUCACUUAUGAUGAUAUUGAGAAUUAUUGUUAUUAAAAUGAGGAAAGAUAGAUAAAUACCAAAUGAUUCCUUACACAAUUCACAGCGUUCAAGUGUUGAUAGGGUUGUCAUUUAAAGUUUAGAAAUCUUUUUGGACUGUUUUCAUCACAUUAUCUCGGGGUAUUAACAAAUUAAAGUCAUAAUAAAUAUUUAAUAUUACUGACAAAGCAGUUGUGUUCUCUAUGUUAUGGUAACAAUGCUUUGCUGCUUGUUGGCCCCUUUAUACAGCCACACUAGCUUUUAAAACAUGUAUGUAAUUCUGCAAUAUAUUCUUAUAUUUCUUUAGAAUAUGAAUAAAUUGUUUUUAUUUUCA
This is a messenger RNA of Mya arenaria, 2797 nucleotides long. Its product is annotated as PDZ and LIM domain protein Zasp-like. The transcript has 9 exons. NCBI's taxonomy places the organism in Eukaryota, Metazoa, Mollusca, Bivalvia, Myida, Myidae. The coding region runs from base 110 to 1345 and encodes 411 amino acids. The record is from RefSeq and is a predicted model, not a curated record. Gene Ontology annotation, biological process: actin cytoskeleton organization; muscle structure development; heart development. Gene Ontology annotation, cellular component: filamentous actin; Z disc; stress fiber. Gene Ontology annotation, molecular function: actin binding; muscle alpha-actinin binding.